This is a messenger RNA of Dermacentor albipictus, 336 nucleotides long. The record is from RefSeq and is a predicted model, not a curated record. NCBI's taxonomy places the organism in Eukaryota, Metazoa, Arthropoda, Arachnida, Ixodida, Ixodidae.
AUGCACUGGUGUGACGGUAAGGUGGCAGAGCAUGCCCUGCUCAACUGGCUCAAGGUGCGCAUCGAGUCCAAUGCCAUGUACACCCACAAUAUGAAUGGUUUCAGCACAUGCCUCUCGACACAGGAUGCCAUGAAGCUGAUAAAGCAUCAGAUCAUCGACCGGAGCACGGGAGAUACCAGAGCCAUCCUUGGAUUAGACCUGCAGAAGGCCUUCGACAAUAUCUCCCACGUAUUCAUUCUCCAGUCUAUUGCCGGCCUCGGGGUCGGGAAGAGGGCCUACGACCUCGUCCGAUCCUUUAUUAUCCAGAGAACUGCGAAGCUCAAGAUCGAAGGAUAG